Dinoponera quadriceps is the source of this 2817-nucleotide messenger RNA. Its product is annotated as solute carrier family 22 member 8-like. Bases 1069 to 2817 code for a protein of 582 amino acids. NCBI's taxonomy places the organism in Eukaryota, Metazoa, Arthropoda, Insecta, Hymenoptera, Formicidae. The record is from RefSeq and is a predicted model, not a curated record. Gene Ontology annotation, molecular function: transmembrane transporter activity. Gene Ontology annotation, biological process: transmembrane transport. Gene Ontology annotation, cellular component: membrane. The transcript is spliced from 11 exons.
AUUGUUACUUGGAAUAACAUUGAUAGAACAUUCUUAUAAUAUUAAGAAAUAUCGCAUAACAUCACAUAAUAUUACAUAACAUUCUUAGAAUAUUAUGAGAAAUAUUAUUUUAAUAUUGAAUAAUAUUCAUCUAAUAUUCCAGGAAUAUCACACGCUUAUAGGUUUUUAACGAUUAUUCAUCGUUUCUCCGUAAUUCGCGCUGCAAACUUUUAUUUAAUUUCAGAACUAGAAAUCAGCCGUGAAUCGGCAGAGAGCCGUGAUGCGUCACUCGCAUUCGAAUUGUCAAUCAACGUGCCGACUGAAGUUCAAGGUAUUCCUCGAUAAUUCGUCGAUCACGCGUGCGACGAAUGGCUGGCUUCGCGUGCGAGCACCAACGAUUUCGACGAGUUGCAACGCGGAUUCAUCGCGAUUUUCACGAUCCGGCACGUAUGUGUUGUGUGUGUGUUUAGAGUUCAGAGUAGACAAACAUUGUAGACUGUGCCGUAAAACAGAUACGGUUAAUAGAUGCUCGUGAUAAAUUUCGCUGCGUGAAGAGAAGUGACGAAGCCAGCCGCCCGGUCGUUGAGCUGAUUGAGUCUGGCUCGUGCCGCGUUUCUCACGACCCGCGUCGUGCGAUUUGUUGUUGACCCAACUUUCAACAAUGAGCCAGAUAAGAGAGACGGCGGGAAGAAACGGCCGCUCGCCGCCGAUGACGGCGACUUUUCGUUGCCCACCGGUCGUUGCCAUCUGGCAUCAUCGUCGUCAUCGUCAUCGUUGUCAUCACCAGCUGCGUCCUCUUAUUCUCGUCUCACAUCUACAACUCCAUCGGGCGGGUGCUCGUCCAGCGGACUUAAGCUCGCAAUCGUGGUAUAGUUAACUGGCCGGCCGACCGAGUUUUUUUCACAAGUACGAUAGAUGUACGUACGGAAAUACGGAACAAAGCGGAGUACAGCGGAACGGAGAGGAACGAAACGCGACAGCGAGCGAUUUGCGAUCGCGAGUGAACGAGCGAGCGAGUACAUGUGCUUUUUGUGAUCCGUGAGUUCGUCGCUGAUUUUCACACGUAAGUGGGAAAUCUGGGAUGCGCGUAUGUCCCGAUACGGCGCCACUAUGAGCUCGAUUAACUUACGGGACAUAAAGGACGACAAUAUGAAGCUGUGUUGUUCAAGAAGAGACGAGGCCGACGCGCCGUCCGGACUUGGAAACGGAACUAUAAAACCUCCAGUGGGGAACGCUAUAGACAAAUUUGGGCUUUAUCAAAUGACGAUGUUCGCGUUGAUUAGUCUGCCUUUAAUGUUCACAGCAGGGUUUACGCUUUCCUAUAUAUUUACUGCAGGCGAAGUCAAAUACAGAUGUUUGGUGCCGGAAUGUGAGCACUCGGGAAACGCGACGUUCGAUCCACCUUGGGUGAACGCUUCCGCACCGAGAGCCAAGGGAGGAGACAUCUCGCGUUGCGUACGUUACGCGGUGCAGGAUCGUCCGAACGUGUGCACGAUUAAUUCGUUCACGAACGUGACCCACGACUGUGAUUCCUGGCUUUACGAUCCGACCGAGCGCACGAUACUCAACGAGUGGGAUUUUACUUGCGAUGCUAAUCGAUGGAGACUCACGCUGGUCGGCACAAUAAACAACGUUGGUCAAUUCGUCGGCCUGAUGUUCGCCGGAUACAUAUCCGACAGGUACGGCAGACGAACCAUUUUGACGCUGGCAACGUCUCUGAGCGGGGUCAGUGGCUUGAUACAUUCCUUCUCCGCGAAUUAUUGGAUGUUUCUCGGGUUCGAGUUCCUGGACGCCACCGCUGCGUCUGGAAUUUACAGCGCAGGAUUUAUUCUAGGAAUGGAGAUGGCGGGUGUGAAGAAUCGAGUUUUCGGCAGCACCAUUAUCUGCUGUAUGUUCGCCGUGGGCGAGAUCCUGUUGGGACUAAUUGCGAGCCAGCUGAGAUCCUGGCGAGCUUUGCUCAGGGUCGUGUACGGGCCAGCGUUGCUCGCCGUUUUCUUGCCCCUAUUUAUCCCGGAAUCAGUAAGGUGGCUAUUGUCGAAGGGCAAGAACGACAAGGUGGAGGAAAUUUAUCAUAAAAUGGCACGAAUGAACGGUCUGCAAGUGACGGACGAAGCCAUCAACGUAUUUAAGGAGUUGAAUGUUGUUAAGCCUGAAACGAAAAGCAAGCUGGUGAUGUCGGAGGAGAAGAAGCCGAUCGUGCAGGUUCUACACAGCUCGAUUAUACUCAUCCGCUUGCUGGCCUGCUCGUUCUGCUGGCUCACGAAUACGUUCGUUUAUUACGGAUUGUCGUUGAAUUCCGUGGCAUUUGCCGGGGAUAAGUACACUAAUUUCAUGCUCGUCGCCGUGGUCGAGAUACCGGCGUACUUCCUCACCUGGCUGCUAACCGAUCACGUCGGCCGUAAACCAACGCUCUCCUGCUCGUUCCUGCUGAGCGGGGCGUUCUGCCUCGCGAUCCAGUUCGUACCGACAGAUGCCUCGAGUUACGGGCCUUUACUUUUAUACAUGGCCGGGAAAUUGUGCAUCACCAUGGCAUUCGCCACUGUCUACAUUUACACGACGGAACUCUUCCCUACAACGAUGAGGCAUUCGCUGCUGGGAAUUUGCAGUAUGACUGGACGCGUCGGGUCAAUCUUAUCGCCGCAGACGCCUCUUCUGGCACAAAUAAUGCCGGCGCUGCCGCUCAUCCUCUUCGGUGCUAUGGGUAUAGUCGCAGGCGUCCUGUCUCUGAUUUUUCCGGAAACUCUGGGAACGAAACUUCCGGACACCGUGUGGGAGGCAGAAAACAUCGGCAAGGUGCAACUUAAACGGGAUCCACAGGNGGGGGGGGGGGGACCAUAG